Messenger RNA from Plasmopara halstedii, 3636 nucleotides. Its product is annotated as p-type atpase (p-atpase) superfamily. Gene Ontology annotation, cellular component: endoplasmic reticulum membrane. The transcript is spliced from 3 exons. NCBI's taxonomy places the organism in Eukaryota, Oomycota, Peronosporomycetes, Peronosporales, Peronosporaceae. Gene Ontology annotation, molecular function: P-type ion transporter activity; ATP hydrolysis activity; ATP binding. The record is from RefSeq and is a predicted model, not a curated record. Gene Ontology annotation, biological process: intracellular calcium ion homeostasis. The coding region runs from base 1 to 3636 and encodes 1211 amino acids.
AUGGUUCUUAAUGUGGGCGUGGCCGAUCAAGAGCUCAUGUCCGUGGCAUUGUACUCGCCAUUGCCGUUAUUAAUGCGACUAGAUGUUCUACCAUUCCUGCUUCUCUAUGUCACAGCCGUGUAUCUCUACUUUUUGCGUCCUGAGGAUGAUGUGGUCCCAUGGAUCUUUGGUGCUGCCAGCAUCUUUUGGCACAUGUUGGCGGUGCUUGGCGCCGAGUGGAGUGUUGAUGUGCGCUGUUGGAUGACAUGUAAGAAACUGACGACUAUAUUAUCAGAUGAUCAAUCGAAAGUAUUGAUUAAAGUGAAGCCGUCGCUUGCAAUGCUUCCAAAGCAAUUAUGUGAAUGCCACGUGGUGUCUAAGGGCCAUCUCAAAAGCUCCACAGAACCGACACUUUGGUUCUCGUUUCAAAAUCUUAAAUUUUGUCUCUACGAUGACUUGAAGACCAUCAAUGGCGGCGGUGAAAUUCAGUUUCGUCGACUGGACUUUCCAUCUUCUGACUCACUUGAGUAUUAUCUCCAAAGUAAAGGUAUUAGGUCCGACAAAGAGCUGCAACAGGCACAAGACAAAUGGGGUAGAAAUGACUUUGACUUGUCGGUGCCACAGUUUACUCAGCUUCUUAAAGAGCAACUUGUGGCUCCAUUUUUCGUUUUCCAGUUCUUCUGUAUGCUGCUCUGGUGUCUCGAUGAUUACAUGUAUUACUCAUUAAUGACACUGCUGAUGUUGAUUGUCUUUGAGUGCACGGUCGUUAAACAACGUCAGUACAAUAUGGACACACUUUUACAAAUGCGCAGCGCUCCUCAGCAGUGUCUGGUGUAUCGAUUUGGAAGAUGGCUUGAGGUCCUAAGCGAUGAUCUUGUUCCUGGUGAUAUUUGUUUAAUACAUCCCAAUGAACAUGCUACUCUUGUUCCGUGCGACUUGCUGCUGCUCCGUGGAAACUGCGUUGUUAACGAAUCAAUGCUUUCGGGUGAGUCAGUGCCAUUGCGUAAGGAGAGUGUUGGGGCAUCGGCUGGUAAUGAUGUCGAGAAGCUGCAGACUCUUAAGAUCGACGCUGGUACGACUAUGGAACACAAACGACACGUAUUGUAUGGAGGUACUAAAAUUUUACAACAUUCAGCGGCAGCAUCUAAGGAAUUGCUUCACAUACCUGCACCUCGUGGUGGAGGUUGUGUUGGAUUUGUACUUAAAACGGGCUUUGGCACAACCCAGGGAAGUCUGAUGCGCACUAUUAUUCACUCUUCACAACGCGUCACGGCAAAUAACUUUGAGGCGAUGUAUUUUAUUAUCUUGAUGCUAAAUUUUGCUUUUGCUGCCGCCGCCUUUGUGCUUUCGCAAGGAUUAAGUGAUCCAACCCGCAACCAAUUCAAGCUAUUUUUGCAUUGUAUAAUGAUUAUUACGUCAGUCGUGCCGCCGGAGCUCCCUAUGGAGCUGUCACUAGCAGUGACAAACUCGCUAAUUGCACUGACGAAAAGUAAUAUUUUCUGCACAGAGCCGUUUCGCAUUCCUUUUGCCGGCCGCAUCGAUGUCUGCUGCUUUGACAAAACGGGGACAUUGACAAGCGAUGAGCUCAAGCUACAUGGCGUAGUAGGACUAGAAGCUAUUGUUGGGACUGAAAAUAAGGAAAAUAAUCGCGGUAGAUUUGAUGUGAUCGCUCCGGAGCAUUUACCCUUGGACACUGAGCUCGUUCUCGCAGGGUGUCAAUCAUUAGUGUUGCUUAAUGGCCAGGAAGCGGGUGAUCCGCUUGAAAUGACUGCCAUUCGUACCAUCAAAUGGACAUUGACUUCAAAUCAAGUGGGGGGCGACCGUGUUUUGAAUGUUCGACCUUCAUAUUUUUCGGAUCGUCGAGAUGAAAUUGAGGCGGUAGAGAUUUUGCACAGCUUGAGUUUUUCCUCCGAGCUUAAACGUAUGAGCACUGUUGUAUGUGUGCGAAAAAGUGACAACGAUGAGCAAGACGAGCAGCGAGUGUUAACAAAAGGCGCACCUGAGGUUCUCGAAUCUAUUUUCACAAAUAAGCCUUCUUAUUACCGCAGCGUACAUCGCUAUUAUGCAGCAAAAGGUUGCCGCGUCUUAGCUUUAGGUUUUCGGAUUUUACCGGGAAAGAGCUCGAUAAAUCAGCUGCGUCUCAAACGACGGGAUGAAUUGGAAAGUGACUUAAUAUUUGCGGGAUUUCUGGUUCUUGACUGUCCACUCAAGAAAGAUUCGAGACAAACGAUUCAGGAGCUAUUGAAUUCAAAGCAUAAAGUGACUAUGAUCACUGGGGAUAAUCCUCUCACAGCAUGUGAUGUAGCCAGGCAGGUGGGAAUCAAUGCAGAAUCUACAAAGCAGCCAUUAAUUUUGCUUAACAACGCGAAGUCUGGGGUUGUGGAGUGGAAGUCUGUCGAUGAUGGAUCGCCUAACAUUACAGAGGAGACUAUUCGUUUUAACGUCGACGAAGUCGAAAGAAUGCAAGCUCAAUUUGACCUGUGUGUGACGGGGGAAGCCCUUACAACGCUGCACAAGCAGCAAGAGAAUGAGCAAAACGACAAUGCCGCCGCGCUUGAAGGCUUUCUUUGCCUUCUUGAGAAAAUAUGCUUGUGCGCAACUGUUUUUGCUCGGAUGACACCCCAGCAGAAGGAACACCUUAUUAUGGCGAUGAAUCGAUGUGGUAAAACAACAGCCAUGUGUGGUGAUGGCACGAACGAUGUCGGUGCCUUGAAACAAGCUCACAUAGGUAUCUCAAUCGUGAACUUAGCCAGUUCUGAUACUGCAUCUCAUGUGGCAAAAAGCAUUGGAGCUGCUGCAGGUCAAGACGGUCUUCGUUUUCGUCGACAAGUUGGACAUAAGGAACGCUCGAUGAGAGGAGUGCAACAACGAUGCAUUUCAGGUGAUGACGAGGAUCAAAUCGUGCGAUUGGGCGAUGCCUCUAUCGCGUCUCCUUUUACAUCAAAGAGCCCAAGUAUUAGUGCGAUCAAACAGUUGAUCUGUCAGGGGCGAUGUACAUUGGUGACAACAAUCCAAAUGUACAAAAUACUUGGGAUCAAUUGUCUUAUCACGGCAUACUAUUUGAGCUCGCUUUAUAUAUACGGAGUGAAGAAUGGUGAUCAACAACUCACUAUAUCAGGGCUGUCGAUCGCCAUGCUCUUUUUGUUUCUGUCGCGCACAAAACCUGCGCCAAAGCUCUCACACGAGCGUCCUCCAUCUGGAGUCUUUUGCAUUCCCGUGAUGGUAUCGAUCUUUGGACAAUUUAUUAUCCAUUUAGCAUUUUUGGUGGCUGCUCUUCACGUAGCUGAGCCGUUCAUCGAGUUGGGAGAUCCGUCGAUGCAUCCAGAUGGAAAGUUUACUCCCAAUGUUGUCAACAGUAUCAUGUUUCUAAUGUCGUCGACCAUGCAAGUGAACACCUUCGUGGCCAACUAUCGGGGACAACCAUUUAUGGAAGGAUUCUGGAAAAAUAAACUAUUUAGUCGCUGUUCACUUUUCAACUACGCCAUGUUGAUGAUUGUAAUUGCAGAGGUCUUCACCCCUCUUCACGCAAUCUUGGAGUUGGUAACAAUGCCAAAUCAGGAGACUCGGAUUGCGAUCGCGGCUUUGAUGAUAGGCGAUACAAUUGUAACUUUCAUUUUUGAAUUUGCUGUCCGGAUGAUCGUUCCAAUUUUGAUUUAA